Leishmania mexicana MHOM/GT/2001/U1103 is the source of this 441-nucleotide messenger RNA. RefSeq lists its product as hypothetical. The record is from RefSeq and is a predicted model, not a curated record. NCBI's taxonomy places the organism in Eukaryota, Euglenozoa, Kinetoplastea, Trypanosomatida, Trypanosomatidae. The transcript has a single exon. Gene Ontology annotation, cellular component: endomembrane system; membrane. The coding region runs from base 1 to 441 and encodes 146 amino acids.
AUGAGCUGGUGGAGCUUCUGGAGUCGAAGGAGUGAUUCCAAGGAAGAAGCCACGAGUGACGACGGCAACAGAGAGGCCAAGGCAGACAAGAAAGCCGAAAUGAAAUCCUUCACUGCAGCAGAGCUGGCCCAGUUUACUGGCGAGAACAGUACACCAAUCUACAUGUCUGUGAAAGGUAAAGUCUAUGACUGCACGGGCGGGGCCGCCUUCUACGGUCCUGGCAACUCGUACGCGGUAUUUGCUGGGAAGGAGGUGUCACGCUGUCUCGGCAAGAUGCUGAUCAGUGACGAGGAGGCAAAUGCGAACUGGGACGACCUCACUCCAGAGCGCAUGCAAAGCCUUGAUGAGUGGGCGGCAAAGUUCGACAGCAAAUACCCUGUGAUUGGCGUCUUUGUUCCGGAUGAGGCGUACUAUGCGCGACAGAAGAUGCUCACACCGUAA